CCCGGGUCUGUCUGCUGCUCCUCCUCCCUGUCCGUCCGUCCGCUCGCCCCGAAGCGUCUCGCCGCCGCCGGCCCCCUCCACCGGAGCACCUCCUCGCCGGCGAGCAGCCAUCCUCCUCCUCCUCCUCUUCCUCCCGGAUUCUUGUUUGCCAUGGGUGACUACACAAUCCGGAUAAGCACCAGCUUGAUCGAGCAGCUCGCGCGAGAUGACGAUAAGCAGGUGAAGAGGAGGACCAGGAAACCCAAGCCGAGGAAGGUCGUGGAGCAACCAGAGGAGCCUCAGGACAAUGGCAGGGAACUUCCAACUGAACCCAAGAGCAGCCCCGCUCCUGUUCUGCCUUUUCCACCACCCAUGUACCUACCAGUGACCCCCGCUCCCCCACCACCGUCUCCGGCGAUCCAGGAGGUGGAAGCCAUACGCACGGUGGUGGCGGAGAGCGAGAAGGUGCUGGAGAAGCUGCAGAAGAAGGAGGCGACGAUGCGCGAGGAGCUCACCAAGAGGGCCAAGGAGCUGCAUGACAAGGAGUUCAAGCUGCCAUACCAGAACCCUGCACCGUGCACCGACGAGAGGGCCGGGUGCGCCGAGUGCUAUAGGAGCAACGUGCAGGACCCGCUCAAGUGCGCCGAGGCGGUCAAGAGGUUCGAGGCGUGCGUUCGCAUGGCGAGGCGGGGCGGUGCCGCCAUGGGAGCUUAGCAAUGGGAGAGGGGUUGCGAGUCGGAGCUGAGUGAGCGAGGUGUCGAGCACACGAUUUUGCUUCUGUCGGGAUGAUUGAUUGAAUAAUCUGCCUGGAUUUUUGUUUGGUGAGACCUGAAACACCAUCAGCUGUAGAUUAAUUCUGGUGAUGCCAUGAGUUUCCUUGAAUUUAGGGUGUGGCUCCAUGUUAAUUGCAUACUACAAAAUGAAACAUGAAUUGUGCUGCAAAAUUUGCAUGGUUCCUUGGAUUUUAGCCCGUUUGUUUGGGAUGAGUUUUGAGUAACCAUUGUAUGCUGA
Messenger RNA from Triticum dicoccoides, 990 nucleotides. RefSeq lists its product as uncharacterized. The record is from RefSeq and is a predicted model, not a curated record. Bases 151 to 693 code for a protein of 180 amino acids. Lineage: Eukaryota; Viridiplantae; Streptophyta; Magnoliopsida; Poales; Poaceae. The transcript has 2 exons.